Messenger RNA from Colletotrichum destructivum, 231 nucleotides. RefSeq lists its product as uncharacterized. Bases 1 to 231 code for a protein of 76 amino acids. The transcript has a single exon. Lineage: Eukaryota; Fungi; Ascomycota; Sordariomycetes; Glomerellales; Glomerellaceae. The record is from RefSeq and is a predicted model, not a curated record.
AUGUCCGAAAGCUCCGCUUUUCGCCAUCGACGCCUCCGGGCGCCAAUCCCGAGCCCUGGCCCGAACCGUCGCCGGCCUUAUCUCUGGCGCUCUGCCUCCUUCUGGCGCCGGAGCGUACAGAACAACCACGGCAGGGUCUGGUCGGCCCUAUUCCGCGGUUCCGGCGGUACUCGUGCCCACAUUGUCCGCCAGAGAAAGAUUUCAAACGAGGACCCGCCAGGUUCCUUCUAG